CCUCGAGGCCUCCGCCUCUUCUGCUCGGGCCGCCCGCCGCGAUGGAGGACGCGAGCGCCGAGGAGCAGCAGCGACUCACGGACCAACAGAAGCUAAAGGCCGCGGUUCACUACACUGUUGGCCGUCUUUGCAAGGAGGUUGCAGCCGACAAAGAGAUGCAGUUCAGCAAGCAGACCGUCGCAGCGAUUUCGGAAGUGACGUUUCGACAGUGCGACAACUUUGCAAAGGACCUUGAGCUGUUUGCCAGACAUGCGAAGAGAAGCACCAUUAACACGGACGACGUGAAGCUCUUAGCCAGGAGGAGCAGCUCGCUGCUGAAAUACAUCACAGAGAAAAAUGAAGAGAUUGCUCAGGUGAACCUAGAGCAGAAGGCGAAGAAGAAAAAGAAGCCCGAAAGAGGAAACCAGGAGUCGGCGGAGUUGGUGGCGGAGGCCGAAGCCGUGGAGUGUGAGGGUUAGCCGUCGACAGCCGCCGCCUUCAGCAGACCGAGCCCGGGAAGGCAUGGUUUCACAAAGUGGGAGUGGAAGUCCUGGGACCGCGUGUCCUACAGUCUUGUCAGACACUGACUUCAAAAGCAAAUUAAAAGGAGAGUGUUGUUAA
This is a messenger RNA of Echinops telfairi (small Madagascar hedgehog), 600 nucleotides long. It is a transcript of the gene CENPS, whose product is annotated as centromere protein S. Gene Ontology annotation, cellular component: Fanconi anaemia nuclear complex; FANCM-MHF complex. The record is from RefSeq and is a predicted model, not a curated record. Gene Ontology annotation, biological process: resolution of meiotic recombination intermediates; replication fork processing. Gene Ontology annotation, molecular function: chromatin binding; protein heterodimerization activity. NCBI's taxonomy places the organism in Eukaryota, Metazoa, Chordata, Mammalia, Afrosoricida, Tenrecidae. The transcript has 5 exons. The coding region runs from base 42 to 458 and encodes 138 amino acids.